Molecule: messenger RNA, 4280 nt
Organism: Gadus macrocephalus (Pacific cod)
Lineage: Eukaryota; Metazoa; Chordata; Actinopteri; Gadiformes; Gadidae
Gene: pde1a
Product: phosphodiesterase 1A, calmodulin-dependent
Exons: 16
Coding region: 208-1983 (591 amino acids)
Biological process (GO): signal transduction
Molecular function (GO): 3',5'-cyclic-nucleotide phosphodiesterase activity
Source: RefSeq, a predicted model, not a curated record
AUGGAUUCAAUCAGUGCAUUGGAGCUUUUUAACAUGUUUAGCAUUCUAGCUAUUUAGCUGGGAAGCUGUGGAACUCAGUAAACUCUCUCCAAAGGAGAUCGGGGGAGGGCGUUAUGAACCAAUAAGACAUAAGGACAAGUGGGAGGAGUCUAGUAGCUGAGUCAAAAGCAGAGCAAACAGCUCACAGACAUCCUCCUCUUCUUCAGGAUGGACGAAGAGGAGCCCAGCGCGUCACGACAAAACCAGCCGGACAGCAUGUGGAUCCACCUGAAGGGAAUGCACAAGUUCAAAAGCACGUCCCAGAGGCUCCGGGGGGUGCUGACCCAGAUGGAUGAGGGGCUGGUGGACCUGGCGGAGCUCAGAAGGAACCUGGAGCUGGCUGCUUCUGUCCUGGAGGCGGUGUACGUCGAUGAGAGCAGACGUCUGCUGGAUACUGAGGAUGAGCUCAGUGAGCUGCAGGCGGAGUCGGUGCCAAGCGAGGUCCGCUAUUGGCUGGCGUCGACCUUCAGCAGGAAACUGGGCGUGGCCCGGCGCCGGCCGGAGGAAAAGCCCCGGUUCAGGAGCAUCGUCCACGCCGUGCAGGCCGGCAUCUUCGUGGAGAGGAUCUACAGGCGUACAUCCAACAUGGCCGGUCUCACCUACCCUCCAGCCGCUCUCGCCUCUCUCAAGGAAAUAGACAAGUGGUCCUUUGAUGUCUUCGUGUUCCAAGAGGCGACCGGAGAACACGCACUCAAGUUCCUGACCUACGACCUCCUGACCCGAUAUGACCUUAUCAACAGAUACAGGAUCCCGCUAGGUGCUCUGGUUCAGUAUGUGGAAGCUCUGGAGGCCGGCUACAGCAGGAACAGGAACCCCUACCACAACCUGACCCACGCUGCUGACGUCCUACAGACCGCACACUACCUGAUGCUGCACACUGGAGUCAUGCAUUGGCUCAGUGAACUGGAGAUCCUAGCGAUGGUCUUCGCUGCAGCAAUCCAUGACUUUGAACACACCGGGACCACCAACAACUUCCACAUACAGACCAGGUCAGAGGUGGCCCUCCUGUACAACGACCGCUCGGUGCUGGAGAACCACCACGUGAGCGCCGCCUACAGGCUGAUGGCAGAGGACGAGAUGAACAUCUUCACCAACCUCAACAAGGAGGACUGGAGGGAGCUGAGGGCUCUGGUCAUAGAGAUGGUGAUGUCCACUGACAUGUCCUGCCACUUCCAGCAGAUCAAGACCAUCAGAAACCACCUCCCCCAGAGCCACGAGACAUCUGUCUGUCUGCUGUCUCCCAGGAUGGACAAGGUGAAGGUGUUGUCUCUGAUGCUCCACGCGGCAGACAUCAGUCAUCCAGCAAAGACCUGGUGUCUGCACCACACCUGGACCCACCACCUGAUGGAGGAGUUCUUCAGACAGGGGGAUAGAGAGGUGCAGUUGGGACUUCCUUUCUCGCCGCUAUGCGACCGGAAAGCCACCAUGAUCGGCCAAUCACAGAUAGGUUUCAUAGACUUCAUCGUGGAGCCUACCUUCAGCAUCCUUAUAGACGCCACCGAGAAGGUGAUGCUGCCGCUGAUAGACGAGGAGAGACUGGCCAGGGAGAGCGGACUCAGGAGGUCCAGUUUAACAGGAAGUGGAUCGGUUACCGUGGAUUCAGUCCAGCGGCACAGCAGUAGUCGUCAUGGAAAUAGUGAGGACGGACAGACAGACUUCUCCCUGGCCGCCGUGGACCUGCCGUCCCUGCGUCGGCGCCUGGCCGGCCUCAUCAGCAGCAACAAGGAGCGCUGGAAGGAGCUGUCCUCCCAAGAAACAGUGAAAAAGGAACCAAAGAGUUCUCCUGGGCAUGGAGAACUCUCUGGUGACCCCCCAGGCCCAGAGGAGGUCUCCUCCCCCAGCCCUGAUGGACAGAACCGCCCCCCCUCACAUCCUGCCCCCCCACUGGAGAAGACUACGUUGAACGGGGAGGGGCCUGAGGCGGAUGUUAUUGGGGAUGCCUGACAACACUCUGCAGUGGCAUGGCAACUAUCACCUUGGUAACCUAUGCCUUGGCAGAGAACAACAUUGCAACCCACUAUGGCAUUGAGCCAGCAGGACUGCUGUGUGGACUGUAGUCCGGGUCCCGGGACAGCGGCCAUGCCACAGUCCCACCGUCACGCUCUGUCACCCCUGGUCAUUCUGUCUUUUGCAAAAGAUAACGUUGUGAAUUUAGAAUAAAGAAUUGCUGGGAAAUAUUUACUAUGAUUAAUAUGUGUCUUGGUUAAUACCUAAAAUAUGACUUAUACGGUUAAUUGGAAAAACAAUUGAAAUGUGCUGCAUGUAUGAGGGAGGGGCGUGGCAGAGCUCUCCAGAACCCAGAAGAGGAGUCAGCGUGGGCCGGUGAUCGUGCUUUAGACCGUCCUCUGUUGUGUUUGUGUUUGAUCGAUUAUCCUGUUGACAGAUGUACUGUACACGUGCUAUUACAGAAAACAAACACUUUUAAACCUGUGUUCUACUGCUUCUCUUUUGGAACCAGAUUAACUAUAUGAUCUCACACACACACACACACACACACACACACACACACACACACACACACACACAAACACACAAGGUUUCUAGCAGACUAGGUAGGUGCUACUGGUGAUGGGUCAAACUGAAAUGUGGAUCUGUGUGGGCUGGACGGCUCACCAGAAUGAGGAGAUCUCACCAGCCUGAUAUCUCACCAGCCUGAGGACAACUCACCAGCCUGAGGAGAUCUCACCAGCCUGAGGAGAACUCACCAGCUUGAGGAGAACUCACCAGCCUGAGGAGAUCUCAGUCGGGUUGAGCUGAAGGUGGACCUGGCUGAGAUUUGUGCCGAUACCGUGUUGCCUUCUGGGGGAAGGGAAGUAGGAAUUUGGGCGUCAAGGACGGAUCCAAGUGAGGAUUUGUACAUUAAGAAGAGGGUGAGAACCCUUUCGGAGGAGCGGGUCAUCUGACCAGUGAGGACGUGGACAUUGAGAAGAGGAGGGUAAGAACCCUUUUGGAGGAGCGGGUCAUUUGACCAGUGAGGACGUGUAGUCGAAUAACUACUACUAAGGACUGGUUCAUCUGAUGACGCGGAGAGGCAGAGGCUAGAUGGAUAGAAACAAAAGUGUAUUUUAUCCCCAGGGGGGGAAUUCAAAAAGGCAAACUAGAGAUAUUAGAUUAAAUAGUGCCAAAAUAAGAUAAGUAGAAUCCAAAAACCAAUAUUAUAAUUAUAUAAUUAUACUAUAUAAUUAUACUAAACAUUGACAAACCAACAACAAAAAACUUGUCUUACUUGUUUAAUCUAAGGUCUGAACUGUAAACAUACAAAAUUGUCAAGGGAUCAAGUAUACAUUGGGGGGGGGGGGGAGAGCCUAAAGCUGCUCCCCCAGAACUGUCUCCAGACUACUCUAGUGGGGGGAGGGAAGGAGCCUGAGGCUGCUCCCCCAUGGAGGAGGCUUUAGAGACCUUCUGGAGGUGGCCUGUUCCAGAAUUCAGGCUGAAGUCCGUGGUGGAGAAGGUGAAAGGGUUAAAGUAGGGUUUAACCCCCCUCAUACCGUCGGGUUAGAGAGCAUCCACUAAGCGUUAGACAGAACUUAAACUCAGUCCAGGCCAAGUACUACCCUAGAAAUGAACUGACUUACUGAAUACAUGACUAUUAAAAGUUAACUAUAUUCAGCUAUCUUGAAAAGAGUGAUGCUGUUUAUUUGAAAAUAAAUAUCUUUAUUGAAUCAUUCAUCCACUACAAUAAAAGUCAACCAACACAAACAUUUAUUAAACAGCAGCAAAAGAUUGUAAUUUAGUAAAAGAGUGCCCCCAUAGCUUUUAUUUUAGCAACUUCUAUUAACUUAGCCAAUAGCUUUAGCUGACAUUUGCAACAGUUUAGCCAUACAGAUGGUGUUUGGGUUUACUGUGGUUGGUCACAUAGUUAGAAAACACUGAUGCACAAGAUCAUUCUGCAACAUCAUUCCCCAUUAGGACUUUUAACAUAAUCUCAUUAUAAAAAACAUGGAUCUUAAAGAAUGACCAUCAGUGAAAUUGUAUUCACGAUAUAGAUAUGUUACAGAGUGACGGACAGGUUAGCAUUUAGUGCUGUUUUGUUCUCCUUAAGCCUGACUCACGUUCAUCGGAUUGCAGGCUGGCUUCGACACUCUUAAGCAAGCCUCUUCAUCCCAGAGUAUCAAUACCUUCAUAUCUACAACCCAUGAUUGUCUUUAUUCACACAUAGAUGGAGUCAGGCUUUAAGACAAAAAAAAAAGUAUACAGCUGUUAAUUUACAAACACAUUAAUUUUACUUUCCCUCAGACACA